UCCCCCAGCUUUCUGCUGGCGACGCACACCUGCGCUUCUCUCCGCGUAACGCAAGAACUCGAGCCGGGGGAAGAAUGCGAGAAAUCGUUCACAUUCAGGCUGGCCAGUGUGGCAAUCAAAUUGGAGCCAAGUUCUGGGAGGUGAUCAGCGACGAGCAUGGCAUCGACCCAACCGGGAACUACGUGGGAGACUCCGACCUGCAGCUGGAAAGGAUCAGUGUCUACUACAAUGAGGCAUCAUCCUCCAAGUAUGUGCCCAGAGCCAUUCUAGUGGACCUGGAACCUGGGACCAUGGACAGCGUUCGCUCCGGUGCCUUCGGCCACCUGUUCAGACCGGACAACUUCAUCUUUGGUCAGAGCGGAGCCGGGAACAACUGGGCCAAGGGCCACUACACAGAGGGCGCCGAGCUGGUGGACUCCGUUCUGGAUGUGGUGAGGAAGGAGUGCGAGAACUGCGACUGCCUGCAGGGCUUCCAGCUCACGCACUCGCUGGGCGGCGGCACGGGCUCCGGCAUGGGCACCUUGUUGAUCAGCAAAGUGCGUGAGGAAUACCCCGAUCGCAUCAUGAACACGUUCAGCGUGGUGCCUUCCCCCAAGGUGUCGGACACCGUGGUGGAGCCCUACAACGCUACCCUGUCCAUCCACCAGCUGGUGGAGAACACGGACGAGACCUACUGCAUCGACAACGAGGCGCUCUACGACAUCUGCUUCCGCACGCUCAAGCUGGCCACGCCCACCUACGGGGACCUCAACCACCUGGUGUCGGCCACCAUGAGCGGCGUGACCACGUCCUUGCGCUUCCCGGGCCAGCUGAACGCGGACCUGCGCAAGCUGGCCGUCAACAUGGUGCCCUUCCCCCGCCUGCACUUCUUCAUGCCUGGCUUUGCCCCCCUGACAGCCAGGGGCAGCCAGCAGUACCGUGCUCUCACCGUGCCGGAGCUCACUCAGCAGAUGUUCGACGCCAAGAACAUGAUGGCUGCCUGCGAUCCGCGUCACGGCCGCUACCUCACCGUGGCCACCGUCUUCCGUGGCCGCAUGUCCAUGAAGGAGGUGGACGAGCAGAUGCUGGCCAUCCAGAGCAAGAACAGCAGCUACUUCGUGGAGUGGAUCCCCAACAACGUCAAGGUGGCCGUGUGCGACAUUCCGCCUCGCGGCCUCAAGAUGUCCUCCACCUUCAUCGGCAACAGCACGGCCAUCCAGGAGCUGUUCAAGCGCAUCUCGGAGCAGUUCACCGCCAUGUUCCGCCGCAAGGCCUUCUUGCACUGGUACACUGGCGAGGGGAUGGACGAGAUGGAGUUCACCGAGGCCGAGAGCAACAUGAACGACCUGGUGUCCGAGUACCAGCAGUACCAGGACGCCACAGCUGAGGAGGAAGGGGAGAUGUAUGAAGACGAUGACGAGGAGUCGGAAGCGCAGGGGCAAAAGUGAACACUUGAUUAAAAAUUUAAAAAAAAAAAAAAAAAAAAAAAAAAA
Messenger RNA from Scleropages formosus (Asian bonytongue), 1472 nucleotides. Its product is annotated as tubulin beta-3 chain. NCBI's taxonomy places the organism in Eukaryota, Metazoa, Chordata, Actinopteri, Osteoglossiformes, Osteoglossidae. Gene Ontology annotation, cellular component: microtubule. The transcript has 4 exons. Gene Ontology annotation, biological process: microtubule-based process. The record is from RefSeq and is a predicted model, not a curated record. Gene Ontology annotation, molecular function: GTPase activity; structural constituent of cytoskeleton; GTP binding. Bases 75 to 1427 code for a protein of 450 amino acids.